AUGUCAGUUCUGAUCUUGUAUGUUGAUGACAUAAUUGUUACUAGCAACCAUACUGAAGAGAUGAGUAUGAUUAAAGAAAGGUUGGCAAAGGAGUUCGAAGUCAAAGAUCUCGGUGCUCUCAGUAGCAAGCCCAACAAGACUCCAAUUGAGCUUGGAGACAAGAGGAGAAUGUUCGAAGGAAGUCCAGUUGACAAAGGGAGGUACCAACAGCUAGUAGGGAAGUUUAUCUUCCUCUCACAUACUAUACCUGACAUUGCCUUUGCGGUGAGUCUAGUCAGUCAAUAUAUGCAUAAUCCUUGUCAGGGACAUCUCAAUGCAGUAUAUAGAAUUAUGAGGUAUCUCAAGCAAACAUCAGGAAAAUAUCUUUUCUUCAAAAAGACAAACGAGAGGAAAGUUGAAGUGUUCACAGAUGCAGAUUGGGCUGGGUCAGUUGAUGAUAGAAAGUCUACAUCUGGGUAUUGUACGAUUGUUUGGGGUAAUGUCGUUACAUGGUGA
Molecule: messenger RNA, 495 nt
Organism: Humulus lupulus (European hop)
Lineage: Eukaryota; Viridiplantae; Streptophyta; Magnoliopsida; Rosales; Cannabaceae
Exons: 2
Coding region: 1-495 (164 amino acids)
Source: RefSeq, a predicted model, not a curated record